AUGAAAAUAAAAAUUGGACUAUUUGUUGGAUAUGAUGGAUCUAACUAUUAUGGAGCACAAUUUCAAAAAGAAGAAAGACUUGAUUCUAUAAUGAGAGCAAUUAUAAACACACUUCUCAAAUAUUAUUGUAUUAAAGAAUCUAAUUCUACAGAUCCUAAGAAAAUUGGUAUGAAAUGCACAUCAAGAACAGAUAAAGGUGUGCAUGCCCUUCUAAAUGUCUUUCAGUGUAAAGUAGAAAGGAAUAUUUUAGUUGAUAAAGAACUUUAUAACAAUAUAAAGGAAGAUUUGGGCAAAAAAAACAUUUACUUAUAUAAAGUAGUAAAAAUAACAAAAUCUUGGUUGGGACAUAAAUCAGUUAGUACAAGAAUAUACAAUUAUUUUAUUCCUGUUGAUGUACUUAACAAUGAAAUUAAAAAGUUUAAAACAGUUUUUGAUAAAUUUAAAGGAAGACACUCAUUUCAUAAUUUUACUGAUGUUUCAAAAGUAAAAGUAGAUUUUUAUAGAAAUAUUGUUGCUAUUGAUUAUAGUGAAGUUAAUUAUAAGAAUAGAAAAUAUCUUAAGAUUAAUUUAACUGGCAAUAGUUUUAUAUUACACCAAAUAAGAAAGAUGGUAGGUACAGCUAUUUGUUUAACAAUUAAUUCAUCAAUAAGUGUAAUUGAUAGUAUAUUUACUGAUAUGUUUUUACCUGAUAAAAUUUAUCACACUCCUCUAGCACCAUCUGAAUAUUUACUUCUAUGUGAUAUUAACUUCUUUACUAAUAGUUUUAAGAAUACAAAUAACGAUAUCAUUCAAUUAGAAAUUACUAAUGAAGAGAAACUAAAGUUUUUUGAUGAAUUUUUAGCAGAUAAAAUUUUUAACGAAUCUAACAAUAAGAAGUGGAAUGAGUUUUUUGAAAACUUUAACAAAUUUAAAAGAUUUGAUUACUUACGUAAUUUAAUUUAA
Molecule: messenger RNA, 942 nt
Organism: Hepatospora eriocheir
Lineage: Eukaryota; Fungi; Microsporidia; Hepatosporidae
Source: the annotation of a GenBank genome assembly